AUGGGGCAUAAACGAUGCCCAGGUGGUGUGCCGGCAGCUUGGUUGUGCCAACGCCGUGUCUGCGCCCACUUUGGCCAGGGCACUGGGCCUGUAUGGAGGGACGACGUUCGGUGUUCAGGCUCUGAGUUGGCUCUCAACCAGUGCCCUCAUCGAGGGUUUGGUGUCCACGACUGUACACAUGCUGAAGAUGCCGGCGUGGUCUGCUCAGAUCUACCUGUGGUACCCGUUCGGCUGGUCGGGGGUAGCGGUCAGUGUUCCGGCCGGGUGGAGGUGAAGUUGCGAGGCACCUGGGGCACGGUGUGCGACGACCUCUGGGACAUGAACGACGCCCAGGUGGUCUGCAGGCAGAUGGGAUGCGGAGAAGCGCUGGCUGCUCCAGGCUCGGGUCGAUUUGGUCAGGGCAGUGGCCAGAUCUGGAUGGACGAUGUCGACUGCACUGGCAGCGAGGAGGAUCUACACCAGUGCCAGAACAGGGGCAUCGGCAGCCAUAACUGUGGACACAACAAGGAUGCUGGGGUGGUCUGUGCAGAUCACGCGGCCCUUGACCUUGACCUCACCUGUGGCGAGGACAUCCUAGAGGUCAGAUUGUCCAGUGCUCGUGUGGAGGCCGGUGGACUGAAUGCCUCCACUGCUCACCUGGCCGUCCCACAGUGCACUGCACACGGCGAGCAAAAUGGAAGCGUGUAUCUGGAGAUGCCACGUCGUGACGGCAGCUGUGGCACUGUUCUGCGGACCAACGGCACGCACAACAUUUACUCCAACACCUUAUACCUGUACUUCGUCUCGGAUGGAAGCGCCCACUACUACAAGCCAAUGAGCCUCCCUUUCUCCUGUGUCUACCGGCUUCAGAGGAGGGUCAACUUGAAUGUUGUUCUCAGACCUUUUCUGAGGUGA
Molecule: messenger RNA, 894 nt
Organism: Clupea harengus (Atlantic herring)
Lineage: Eukaryota; Metazoa; Chordata; Actinopteri; Clupeiformes; Clupeidae
Product: deleted in malignant brain tumors 1 protein-like
Exons: 4
Coding region: 1-894 (297 amino acids)
Source: RefSeq, a predicted model, not a curated record